CCCAAGACACACACAGGUGAGAAGUGGCUCUCAGGCCAAGCAAAAUCCAUAUGGUGUCAUGGUCACUCCCAACCCCCUCCCUGCCUCCGGGAAAGUGAUGGCUUUAUAAGGGAUGGGGACGGUCAGGUACAGCACACUUGAUUGUGACGACAGGACUGCCUACAUCAAGACGCCAUCAUGCCACGGAAGAAGAAGAACAAGGAGAAGCGGGGUAGGCCAUUCAUCCCUGGCCACACACCAUGGAACAAGGGCUGUGUUGUCGAGCGGGAAAAGGUCACCUCUUCAUACUGCAGGCCAACUCAAGAUCAGGAAGGUCUGUACAUCAACCGAGACAGGAAGGGCAACAUCCUACCGACCGACACUGAAACCCUUAAUGAGGCAGGAACACUGAUGGUGCUUCGUACCACACAGCUGCCAGGUAGUAAGAUUUCAAGGCUUCUGGGGGACAAAACAGACGGGGAUGAAGUUGAGGGCUACCGGCUCUGGCAUGCCAAGACAACUGUCAAAGCCCUGUACAGUCUACAGAGAGAACACGACGAGCUCCGGCCUGACUGCAAGUGUAUGCUUCGACUCUCGGCACAGGGAGAAAGGAAAAAGGGACUGGCUACUCAGGAGACACUGGUAUGUGACAACUGCGGAUAUGAAUCACCCAGGACAAAGUUCUACACCGAAGUACCAAUGGAGGGACCCGGGGCCAAGACAGCAGUCCCCAACCGGGCAGUGCAGGUCGCCAUGUUUAACAGCCCAGUAGGACCUACCGUAGUAAGAGAGAUGGCAGCAGCCCUUGACAUGCCGGUGCCAACCCGAUCUGGACUACAGGAAGGGGCAAACAAGUACAGUGAGUUGAUGGUCCAAGAGAAUGAAGCGGACAUGCAGUCAUGGCGAGAGACAGUGGCGGACAUCCAUGUGCAGAAAGGAAACCCACCUGACAGUGGCAUUCCCGUAGAAGGAGACACCAAGUAUCAGAGCCCUCUACGUUCUGCAAGGACUAAGAAACCAGGUCAACCUAGCUCUAAUAGUGUCAGCACCAUCGCAGAAAACGUGACGCCAAAGAAGCUAGUUAUCGGGACUCAUGUCAGGAACAAGAUCUGUCAAACACGCAACUACAAUGAGGGAUGCGGUAACCCAGUCCCACCCCACAAAUGCCCAGCCAACAUCUCAGAAGACACAGUGAUCGGGGACGAACGCCAAGCUGGGAGGGACAUGGGGAAGAAACUCCUCUCUGGACCUGUAAAGACACUUGUUAGUGAAACUACAACAGAUGGAGAUGGGGAUUUUGCUGCUGGACUUCAGGAAGUCAUGAUGGAGGAGGCAGGACAGAAAGUAAGGGCCUUCUCGGACACAGUGCACCUUUGCAAAGCUAUUAGAGGCAGGGUUUCCAGGGCAACAUGGUCCAAGCAAAUGUUUCCAGGGAACGAUCAACAGGAGAGAAACCGCAACCGGGACAGAUUUGGGAAUGACCUCAGCAAACGUCUCAAUGCCGAACACAAAGCUGCACGUAAGAAGAUCGGGGACAACAAGCGGAAGAUGGAGAAAAAAAUGAAGCGACUCAUGCAGGCACUGCCCUACUGCUAUGAAGGAGAUCAUUCGAGGUGCUACGAGGGAUCACUCAUCUGCAGGCACCCAAGGAAAUGGACAUUUCCAGACCUACCUGAAAAGGUGAAGGGAAACAUCCACCCAAACGAUACUGAUCUCAAGGUGUUGGCAGGCAUAAUGGAGGUUCGUUUAGGAAAGAAAGCUCUGAAACGGACACGGAAGUCAAGAACCACAAAUCGAGUUGAAAGUGUGAACAGACAGCUGGCUAAGACCUGCCCAAAGAAUGUAGUGUACUCUAGUACCUUGGAAGGGAGGGUAGCCUCUGCAGUACACGCGUCGAACAACGGAACAGGACGGUCGAUCGCGCUCAAAAGGGCCGCAGCCAAUAUCCCCUUCUCACCAGACUCUGCUGUUGUACCUGCAUUAGAGGGGAUGGAGAAGAAACAAGAAUACCACCGGUCAUACAAGAUGGAAGUAACAAACAAGAAAAGGCAGCAGGCUAAGGUAAAGAAAAGAUAUGCUAACUAUGACAUUCGUAAAGAGCAAGGCACUUACAAAAGUAAGACAGUUGCAGUUGCAGGGCAGUCUAAAGGCAAGGGUAAAGCCUUAAGGAAGAAAGUAAAGAAAAGGAUGAUAGAACAUUCAUACAGCCGUGCUGCAGAAGAGGAAUCCUCCAGUGAGUACUCAGAAGGAUGAAGAAAAACUGUGACUUACCUUGACUUGUCAUCUAGAAAAAUAUACACUGCCGAUAGCCAUCAUGCCCUCUACACUCUCGUCUAGACAGGCAAACUUUUCUGUUGUUGUUUACUAGCCUUGGUUCCAG
Molecule: messenger RNA, 2359 nt
Organism: Branchiostoma belcheri (Belcher's lancelet)
Lineage: Eukaryota; Metazoa; Chordata; Leptocardii; Amphioxiformes; Branchiostomatidae
Exons: 1
Coding region: 178-2232 (684 amino acids)
Source: RefSeq, a predicted model, not a curated record